CUCUAGCCAAUACUACCAAAAUGACGAUUCAAACGAUGUCAACCAAAAUUGUGAUAAAGUCCGGCGGAAAUGUGUUCCACGAAAUAUUCAACCAAAGACCUCAAAACAUCACCGACAUGUCCCCUUCUAACAUCCAGAGUGUCGAUCUUCACGAAGGCGAAUGGGGAAAAGUUGGCACCAUUGGUUCUUGGAACUACACUCAUGAUGGAAAACAAAAUAUGGCAAAAGCAGUGGUACAAAGCAUAGAUGAAGAAAACAAAACAGUUGUGUACAAGGUUAUUGGGGGCCAUCUGAAUGAGAUGUACAAGACUUUUAUCACAACCCUCCAUGUGGAAACUGAAGGAGAAAACAAUACAGUUACGUGGACAUUUGAUUAUGAGAAGUUGAGCGAGGGUGUAGAAGAUCCCACCUCCUUCAUGAAAUUCGUUACUUCUCUUACUAAGGACAUCGAGAAGCACCAUAAUAAAAAUAAUAAUUAA
Impatiens glandulifera is the source of this 479-nucleotide messenger RNA. RefSeq names its product kirola-like. The transcript has 2 exons. The record is from RefSeq and is a predicted model, not a curated record. The coding region runs from base 21 to 479 and encodes 152 amino acids. Gene Ontology annotation, biological process: defense response. Lineage: Eukaryota; Viridiplantae; Streptophyta; Magnoliopsida; Ericales; Balsaminaceae.